ACAGAGACCGAGGAGCCAGCAACCUAGAGCCCUGGCUGUGGGGGGUGGGGGUGGGGGCUGACUCACUUGGCCCCCUCCCUGGUACCGAUGGGGCAGCCCCCACACCCCUGGGCGCUGGCACGGAAUCAGGUCCCACAGUUGGAAAGAAGGGAAAUGCAGCUCUACUGUGCCUGACCCGAGACCGCUGAGGAUGCACCCCAAGCUCAGGGACCGCUUGGUCCCGGGGCCGCGAGGAGAUGUGUAGGCAGCGACCCCCAACAGCAGGCUCACUCCGGCGGCCGCCUGCUAGGGACACCCUGGCCACGGGCCCGCCGGGACGCCCCUGCAAGCCGCGCCCCUCCCCGGGCCGAGGCUCUUCCCCGGAGCAUCGCAGUAUUUCCUUCCUGCACCUUUAAGAAGACCGUUGCUCCGUGGUGGGAUGGUGUGUUAAAGCCACACAGAGGAAGUUACGCAGCCCGGAUCAGACCGGGAGAUAAAAAGCCCCGAUGGUGACCGUGUUGCUGCUAAUGAACCCAGUCUCUCUCUUCUCCUUUUACAAUGGAAGCCUAAGCCCAGGUACCUGGAUGGAGCUGGAGCUGAAGUCUCAGGAAUUUCCCAAUAAGUGGCCAAUGGCUACUAGCCAAGGCUGGAGGGCUGCUAUGCAGUCGUGUUGAGCGCAUCACAUAUUAAGGGCCCUUUAAAGACCUGGAUUGAUUGGAAGGACAAAAAUUAAAAGCAAUCCAAUCCAGCCCCAUGCCAGAUCCCUUCGGAUUGCCUCCUUAUCCCAUUUCCAUCCACUGUCACAAUUUGAGAGUCUGCCUGAUUUGAUCAGCUUCACCUCCAGGGGAGGUGUAAUGCCAAGGUUAGGAGGACGCCAAGUUCCAGGCAACUUUUUGAUCUGCCCAUCAGCAGCCUGAGAAACGCUGGCUCUGGAUUUUCCGUAUCGGCCAUUUGGAAAACACAAGCUCCCACCACUGGCAAACCCGCAGUGCUCAAGUCUAUGAUACGACCCCGCCGCCGUUGCCUGGUAGAUGUGGCAUUUCCAUGCUGAAGCCCCAAGUCCCCCCUGACCCCACCAUCACCUCUCCAGUGCCCCUCUGGGCCCCACCCAGUCUGACUGCGCAGCCAUGCUGCACCUGCUGGCCCUCUUCCUGCACUGCCUUCCGAUGGCCUCUGGGGACUAUGACAUCUGCAAAUCCUGGGUGACCACCGAUGAGGGCCCCUCCUGGGAGUUCUAUGCCUGCCAGCCCAAAGUGAUGCGCCUGAAGGAUUAUGUCAAGGUGAAAGUGGAGCCCUCAGGCAUCACGUGCGGAGACCCCCCUGAAAGGUUCUGCUCCCACGAAAAUCCUUACCUGUGCAGUAACGAGUGCGAUGCCUCCAACCCCGACCUGGCCCACCCACCCCGGCUUAUGUUUGACAGGGAAGAUGAGGGACUGGCCACCUACUGGCAAAGUGUCACGUGGAGUCGCUACCCCAGUCCCCUGGAGGCCAACAUCACCCUCUCGUGGAACAAGAGCGUGGAGCUGACAGAUGACGUGGUGAUGACUUUCGAGUAUGGCCGGCCCACGGUCAUGGUCCUCGAGAAGUCACUGGACAAUGGCCGCACCUGGCAGCCUUACCAGUUCUAUGCAGAGGACUGCAUGGAGGCCUUUGGCAUGUCCGCCCGCCGGGCCCGAGACAUGUCACCCUCUAGCGCCCACCGGGUGCUCUGCACGGAGGAGUACUCACGCUGGGCAGGCUCCAAAAAGGAGAAGCAUGUGCGCUUCGAAGUGAGGGACCGCUUCGCCAUCUUUGCCGGCCCUGACCUGCGCAACAUGGACAACCUGUACACGAGGCUGGAGAGUGCCAAGGGCCUCAAGGAGUUUUUCACCUUCACCGACCUGCGCAUGCGACUGCUUCGCCCCGCGCUGGGCGGCACCUACGUGCAACGGGAGAACCUCUACAAGUACUUCUACGCCAUCUCCAACAUAGAAGUCAUCGGCAGGUGCAAAUGCAACCUGCACGCCAACCUGUGCACAGUGCGCGAGGGCAGUCUGCAGUGCGAGUGUGAACACAACACCACGGGCCCUGACUGUGGCAAGUGCAAGAAGAACUUCCGUACACGGGCCUGGCGAGCUGGCUCCUACCUGCCGCUGCCCCAUGGCUCUCCCAAUGCCUGUGCUGCUGCAGGCUCCGCCUUUGGCAGUACCAGCAGGUCUAUCAAAGACUCUGUGUCCAAAGCCCCUAUGGCCACUGAGGCUACAAAGAGGGGUCCUAUCACUUCUGUCCCCUCCACAUCUACCAUCCAAGUCCCUGAAGCCCCCAGAAUCCCACAGCCCACAGGGCAGACCAAGCCACCUACUGUUGCCCCCCUUGGUGAUAGCUCCCUCUGGCCCCAGGUGUUCACCAGUGCACAAGCUGUGCCUAUCUCGGCUGCUGUCCCCUCCCAAGUCAAGGGCUCUACACUUUUCCAGCUCAAGCCCAGAUCUCCUCAAGUGAUACCCAUUGAAGAAUUUCAAGACUGUGAGUGCUAUGGCCAUUCCAACCGCUGCAGCUACAUCGACUUCCUGAACGUGGUGACCUGUGUCAGCUGCAAACACAACACUCGAGGCCAGCACUGUCAGCAUUGCCGCCUAGGCUACUACCGCAAUGGCUCUGCAGAGCUGGAUGACGAGAAUGUCUGCAUUGAAUGUAACUGCAACCAGAUCGGCUCUGUGCAUGACCGGUGCAACGAGACAGGCUUCUGCGAGUGCCGGGAGGGCGCGGUGGGGCCCAAGUGCGAUGAUUGCCUUCCCACGCACUACUGGCGCCAGGGAUGCUACCCCAACGUGUGCGACGACGACCAGCUGCUCUGCCAAAACGGCGGCACCUGCCUGCAGAACCAGCGCUGCACCUGCCCGCGCGGCUACACCGGCGUACGCUGCGAGCAGCCCCGCUGCGACCUCGCUGACGACGGUGGCCCGGACUGUGAUCGCGUGCCAGGCACCGCCCCGCGCCCAGACACCCUGCUCGGAUGCCUGCUGCUGCUCGGGCUCGCCGCCCGCCUGGGCUGCUGAGUCCGCUCUAGGGGUCCGGGAGUCCUGGGCCCGACGGCGACACGGGUGCGGCCGAGCUGCUCCCAGGUGCUACUCGCAGAGUCCUCCAGCCCUCCCUGCUCCGCCCACGCUCACCGGCCCCUUCCGACACUGUCCUCACCGCCCACAGAGGGCGCUGGGGCUGCGAUUUUCAGAUUUUUUUUUUUAAAUGACCCAACGUCCCUAUAUUUUUCCUUUUUCCUUUGCUUUCUUCUCCUUAUUCUUCCUCCCCCCUCUCCCUUUUGCUGGCGGUGAGACAGGGACUGGGGAGAAACGCUGCUCAUCCCAACACCCGCAGGUCCUGCCACACACACACACACACACACACACCCCUCUUCCGCACACCCCAGCGCCUGUUUCUGGCUGGCUCCACCAGCCAGCAGACCCGGAACUCCAGUUGCCUACAACUCUAGUCGCUGACUUGAUUCUCUUUUGUAUCUUUUUUCUUUCUUUCUUUUUCUUCUCUCUCUUUCUUUUUUUGCACUCACCAGACCCCAGGCCCCCAAGGAGGCCUGGAGACAGAGGAACUCACUGUCUGAGGGGUGGGUGGGACAAAGGGCGGAGCAGAAACCUUGUUUUCUAGAGAACUAUUCUGUUUGUAUUCACGGUCCUUGUGAGGAGGGACUCGGGUGGGAGCUGGUCACCGAGGGUGGCUGAUGGCUGCAAGCCCACAGUAAAAGGAGUUCACAGCUGCCUCUGCCCUC
Microtus ochrogaster (prairie vole) is the source of this 3736-nucleotide messenger RNA. RefSeq names its product netrin G2 (gene Ntng2). Gene Ontology annotation, biological process: axonogenesis; tissue development; animal organ morphogenesis. NCBI's taxonomy places the organism in Eukaryota, Metazoa, Chordata, Mammalia, Rodentia, Cricetidae. The record is from RefSeq and is a predicted model, not a curated record. The transcript has 12 exons. Bases 1107 to 3014 code for a protein of 635 amino acids.